CCGCAUAAUCUUUUCCACCGAUGGCUCUCAUAUGGCAACGUCAAAAAGGAUUACUUUGAGAAUCGUGAGUUCUCCUUCACUCUCGGCGGUGACAUCUACCUGCGCUACAACUCCUUUGAAAAUCAGCAGGAGAUGCGAAAGACGAUUUGCUCACGGCUGCCGGUGAAGAUCGAUUUGGGCGCCGUUUACAACAUGAAGCCAAAGGACUCGAAAAAAGUCAAAAUUCUCAACUUUACGGCAGAGGAGCGUGAACUGGUCUUCGACAUUGAUAUGACCGACUACGACGAUGUGCGAACGUGCUGCCAAGGCACGGGCAUCUGUCCGAAGUGCUGGCCGUUUAUGAUCGUGGCGGCGCACAUUCUGGAGGAGUACCUACGCUGCGACUUUGGCUUCACCAACCUGCUCUGGGUGUAUUCGGGUCGUCGUGGCAUCCAUUGCUGGGUGGCCGACGAGGGCGCCCGCAAGCUGAACAACAACGCCCGCGACGCAGUGGCCAGCUUCAUCAACAUCUUCGACGGUGGACAGUUCAAGGCGAAGAAGGUGGAGAUUGACGGCAAGGUCGGCUGUCACCCGUCCAUUCGGCGCUCCAUUCAGAUCAUCGACCGGUACUUUGAGCAGCUGAUGGUGAAGAACCAGGACUUUCUCGACUCCAAAGAGCGGAUUGACAUCGUAAUCAACCUCUGCCAGGAUGAACUGCUGCGAAAUGAGCUGCGCACCUAUCUGCAUGAUCCGAAGAUGCGAAGCACCAAGCAGCGCUGGGAUGCCCUGGUCAAGAUAAGCCAGCACUUCUACUCGACCUCCAAUAACCAGAUCAGCCACCAGAACCGCAACAAGCACAAAUACUUUGUUGAGGAGGUCAAGCUGCAGCUGUGCUACCCACGGCUGGACAUCAACGUCACCAAGGGCCUCAACCAUCUGCUGAAGGUGCCCUUUUCCGUGCACCCCAAGACGGGUCGCAUCUGCGUGCCGAUUCACUUUCCCGACCUGGACGCCUUUGACCCCUUCACCGUACCCACCAUCGCCGAUCUGAUCCAGGAGAUUGACCACAUUCCGAAGGAGGAGGGCGAAACGCUGGGCAGCAGUCGAAUCACCGAGAAAACCUCGCUGGCCCCUUCUCUGGCCAUCUUUCGCGCUUUUGUGAAGGACAUUGAGGCGAAGCUCAGUCCGGCGGCCACUCUGCUGGCUAAGAGCGAUAACAAGCUGGAAUUUUAG
Molecule: messenger RNA, 1212 nt
Organism: Rhagoletis zephyria (snowberry fruit fly)
Lineage: Eukaryota; Metazoa; Arthropoda; Insecta; Diptera; Tephritidae
Product: DNA primase small subunit-like
Biological process (GO): DNA replication, synthesis of primer
Source: RefSeq, a predicted model, not a curated record